Molecule: messenger RNA, 219 nt
Organism: Helobdella robusta
Lineage: Eukaryota; Metazoa; Annelida; Clitellata; Rhynchobdellida; Glossiphoniidae
Exons: 1
Source: RefSeq, a predicted model, not a curated record
CCAGGUCAAUCAGGUCAAAGGGGACCUGAUGGAACACCAGGUCAACCUGGACAACCAGGUUCAGUUGGUGAUACUGGAGCUCAGGGAGCUAAAGGUUCUCCAGGCACUCCAGGACCUCAAGGACCCAAGGGUGAUUUGGGACAGCAAGGCCAGCCUGGUGCUGCUGGAUUCCCAGGUAAUCCAGGAUCUCAAGGUCCUGUAGGCCAACCUGGUAAUCAA